AUGCAGAUCUUUGUGAAGACCUGUACGGGCAAGCGCCCGCCGCUCGAAGUGGAGGCAACUGAUACAGUGGGCACUGUGAAGGAACAAAUCUGCGGCAAGGAGGGAAUCCCUCCGGAGCAGCACAUCCUGUCCUUCGCUGGAACAGUGCUCUCCGACGGCCACGCCUUGACCGCGUACCACAUCAAAGCGCAGGACACCCUGGAGCUAGAGAGGAUGGUGUCGGGGCCGAAACCUGUGUCUGUGAUCUUGCAGCGGAUCAAUGGCGAGACCUCAAAGCUGGAGGCGACGUCUGCAGACACGACGGAGCAGCUGAAGAGGCGCAUCUUCGAGUCCUGCGAUAUCCCAGAGGCCGAACAGCAGCUAUGCUUUCAAAGCCAGCGCCUGGAAGACGGCCAGAAACCUUUUGAGUUUCUGUCUGAGUCUGAACACAUGAUCACCCUGGUGAAGGUUGUGCCUCAGAUGACUCUGUGCAUCCAGUUCCUGAAUGGGGGGCGGCACGAUAUGUGCGUGAACUGCAGCGACACCGUUGGUCAGCUGAAGGAGAAGAUCCAGGACGCUCACGGUGUGCCUCUAGACCAGCAGGUCCUCGUGUAUGCGGGACAGCAGCUGCAGGACGUGAACAAAGUCUUAGGCGACUGCAACAUUCAGGGCAACAUCUUCUGCGUCGUUCGGACAAAGAAGCCGGGCCCCACCUACGGCGUCACAGUGAAGGUUCUCAGUGGGCAGAGUUUCGAGAUCGACGUGAAUCCUGCAGAUACCAUACAAGAAGUGAAGGCGCAGAUCGCGAAGCGCGCCAGCGUCCCUGCAGAGAAGCAGCGAUUGGUCUUUGCAGGGAAGCAGCUUUCGGACUCCGCAACUGUCUCUGAGUGCCGCAUCGAAGAUGGGAACACCCUCCACCUCGUGGUGCGCCUCACCGUGCCGGGCGAGGGCUCCUCGGACUCGCAGGCGGUCUGCGCCCUUCGUGGUACCUGCGAGAGCCCGGGCGCCUGCGGGCUGCUCAACCUGGGGAACACGUGCUACUUGAACUCCACGCUGCAGGCUCUGUCUAACACUGUGGCCCUGCGGCGGUAUUACGAGGACGGCCACUACAAGGCGGACAUCAGCAGCACACCCGACAGCAUGGGAGGGCGCCUGGCGGACGGCUUCGCCAACUUGCUUCGCUCGAUUUGGGGCAACGAGUUCCGGAUAGUGAAGCCACACGAGGUUCGCAACUUGAUCUCGGAGAAGUGGAGCCAGUUUGCGGGCUACAGGCAGCACGACGCUCAGGAACUCCUGAUGUUCCUGCUCGAUGGCCUGCACGAAGACGUGAAACGCACGCCCUCGUCCUCGUCGAGUGAGGCGGCCGAGUCGGCCGAGUCUCACGCCGGCUUUUCGCAGGAGGUGAUUGCCCGACAGCCGACCGACUCGAAGAUCAUGGACAUCUUUCACUUCCAGGUGCGCUCCACCACGACCUUUUGCGACGUGGGCGCACGAUCUGAGAAGUUCGAGCCCAUGGUGUACCUCACUUUACCCAUCCCGGGGCAGGAAGACGACGCCCCCACAGAGCGAUCGUUGGAGGACUGCAUGAACGCUUUUUCGAAACAGGAGGAGCUUUGCCAAGACGAUUGGGUCUGGUGUGAUCAGACCCAGCAGCGCGAGCGCUCCCUGAAGAAGAUUGAGCUCUGGACCGCGCCAGAGUGUCUGAUCAUCCACUUGAAGCGUUUUGUGGCAGACUCCUCCAGCAUUGAAAAGGAUAAUACCUUUGUCCAUUUCCCCUUCGAGCUGGACCUGUCCCAGUGGUUGUCGGGCGGCCCGCAAAUGGAAGGAGAACAAUACCGCCUCUACGCCGUCGUGAACCACACCGGAAGCCUGUCCUUCGGACAUUACACUGCCUACUGCAAAGUUGGCGAGGGCUCCGACAAGAAGUGGUACUUGUUCAACGACGCUCGGGUCACUCCCGCCAGCGAGUCCGACGUAGUGUCACAGGAGGCGUAUCUCCUUUUUUAUGAACGCUUCUAA
Messenger RNA from Symbiodinium natans, 1998 nucleotides. The record is from the annotation of a GenBank genome assembly. NCBI's taxonomy places the organism in Eukaryota, Dinophyceae, Suessiales, Symbiodiniaceae.